GAUUUGCUAAACAGGAACACUAUCAAAUUCAUGACUAUGUGACUGUCAUGGCCUGACGUCCACAGACAAUUUCACUGACUGCUUGGAGAGCAGCCUGGCUCGUAGUACACCCAACACAAACUGGUCCCUAUGUACGUUUUGAAAACCUUUUUAAAACGUGAAGCCGUGAAAGGAUACAUUGCCUACCCUGGGACUUGUGGCGAGAAAGCUUGCAUCUGAAAAUCAACUAAGAACGUAGUCAAGUCAUCCGUCAUCCAGUCAUCGGAGAUGACUCUUGGUGAACUAGUGUGUUGACAGCUAAGCUUCCACCACCAGUCCUAGUACUGUGAAGGCCACCAGUAGUCUGAGACUGGUUCUGCGUUUCGGAUAGUUCAUGUUCGAAGAGUCUUUCAGAGGUUUCAACGCUACGUCUGAUGUUAUAACUAUCAAGAACGGAACGCUUCGAGAUAUUCGAAAGUUUUGUUCUUCAAACCUUUUGAGUAUCUCCAAAGUAGCCUAAUCAGAUGCCACGAAGGAGAUCGGAUCGACGUGAGCACUCACGAGAAGCUCCGAGAGAAAUUCCUCUUUCAAAAUAGUUCUAGUUGUCGUGCAAUUUACGAAAACAAACCUAGAAACAUAUACCAGACGAGCAGGUAAUGCACAGCAGGUGACGGAUCAUAACGUACCUAAAACAAACCAACUCGACCUACCAGUCUCAAGCAAUGGUAGCAAUCUAUGAUGGCCGCUGUCUAUCAUCUGCAGUAUUGACAGAACUUCUCACGAGUGGCUCGCCUCUGUUACUGUCAUCUACUCUCUGGCUUAUCCAAGUUUGCCUUCGUGAAUUCCUACAUCCUGUUCUAAGAAGAGGUGAAAUCGCUUUAUAUUCUCAAGCUCUACUGCUGGGAUCUUUUCCGUUCAUCAUCGAGAUCUCCACUCUGGCAGCUUCUGUUUCAAAUUAGUUGUCGAGAACCUGGAGUUACCAAAAUCACUUGGAGUCAUAAAAGUUCCUCGACGUAGAAGUCAACAUUGUUCAACCUGAACCAUCAGGUACCCAGCCUGAAUAUAGAAAACAAACUCCUGAGUAUUGACAAUACACAACUAUAAUGUAGAAUAAAAUCUUUCGUUCGACAGGCAAACCAUACAUCUGAUUCAUCAACUUCACCCAUACUGUAAGUAACGCACCUUUCAUCGAGCCCAGAAGAUCCUGCGAGUCACUACAGAAUGCAAAGAACCUGCAAUUGUAAACUGAGCGAGUGGUUAUCUUCUAAACUCUCACAAGUGGGCCUCUAGCCUCCAUGUAGUCCGGGCCACACUUCACUGGCCAUCUCUGUCCAAGAAUGUGGACUUCGAGGCUUUGUGACCGAGAAAACAAAUUUCAGCGAUAUAUGAAUGAAGUGGAGUCAGCUUCCCAUGACUGGAGAUGACAUAAUCUUUCUAAAAGCCUCUAGAUACUCCAUCGAGACUUGCAAGAGGCUUUAUCACGGAAUCUAGUCAAAGUUUAGCCGCAUUAUGCGGGGAAACUUUGAGAUUAAAUGCGGCCUAAAGUACAGUCAACGAAGACUGUACUGUAAAUACAUGAAAGUGCAGUGAAAGUUUUCACACUCUAUAUCAAUGUAUGCAACAGUUGCUUAACAUAGGUGGAAACGCCCAUCUAGAACAGGGCUUUUUAGAGCUUGGAUCAGUGCGAUACCUACUUCUGUUGAGUGCCCUGUAAAGCAUCCAACAAAUAGCCGAGUUUACGAGGAAAAUGUGCGCGGUAGACUUUGCCAGUCAAUUUCUCUCUCCUCUUUCAAAAGAUCAGGUGUUGCUCUAGAAACCGGAGGAUUCUACACCAGGUAACAAGAGACCUAGAGCAGUAAGAUCAAAGUAUAUCCCAUUCUAGAUAAACUGCUUAAGAAUAUCUGGAAUUACUUUUGUCUCCGCCUGCAACGCCGAUGUAAUAUUUAAAAGUAAGAUAAUUACUUCCCGUGACGCCGGUCGACAAUCUAUUGGCAAUGACAAGUUGAGAAGAUGAAAACGAGGCAGAAAUUAGAAUCGGUAAGAAGGCAAUGCAGAGUGGCCUGCGCACUACGCGUGACCGCAUCCACAUGGCAGCUAAAAGCAAGGAACUUAUCGAACGUGAUCAACUUCAAUUGUUUCAUUACGGAGUAGACCAUACCAUAAUCAUUCCUGUCCUCAUAUAUACUGAAUUGCUUGCCUCGUCGGCUUCAUCACUAUUGACAAGUGACCACCGACCUACACAGCGUACCAGGUCAACAGCUGUACUGAUAUCAACCAAUAUUUAACAAGUAAUAUCAUAGUCUAAAAGUUUAUCGAUGACAUCACCAGGAACAACAACGGUCAAGGCAUUCGGAGAUUUAUGAUCCUGCAUAGGACGUCAGGGCCUAGACUGCGAACUAAGAUUCUGUCCUCGAUGCUCACAUCCCAGUCCCGGACACACAAGAUCACCAGAACCCCUACCAUACUUGACUUCCAGUCUUCCGACAUCCGUCCUGCCUCACAUAAACACAGGGCACUCCUGGUUUCUAUACUGCUCAAUAACAGAAGGCUGUAAUGAUUUCCAAUUACGUAGGACAGUGUACGCAAGUAAAAGUAACAUCGCUCAGUUAGUUCAGAUCACUGAGAAGUAGCAACCGAGUUAUAAAGCUCGUGAACGCUGGAAAGGCAUAUAAUAUCCAAAGCAAUAUGCGAUUUCAGACAGCAGCAGAACCUGAAGAAAUUCAAUGUUUCCGCUUGGAGACUACGAUUGAGAUUAGUUAGCUAACAGAAACUACUAUACGAUUUGUGGAGGCAAUAUUCGUGUGCACAUAUGAGGAAAACGAACCAUUCCUUCAAAAGAAUAGCUUCUUCAUUUACACUGUUCCAUUCUCGAUCCGGAUUGUUAUGAAUAGCAACCACGAAAUACGAGACGAACUCCAACUAUCAGGGUUCACUGAGCGCAUUGGAAAAACACUGUUGAUGUACGGAUAGUCCGGACUCCAUAUGCAGAGUGAGAACACCUUCGAGGCAGAGGAAAAAACAGGGAUCGACAAACCAAAUUGUGAUCCGAAAAGAAUCUGCUGACAGACUUGUGAAUGAAUAACAAGUUUUUCCAGUUCACUCAAACUUGACCGACAAUGUUGCGAUGCUCUCUGUGUAGAUAUUCAACAAAGGUUCAAUGUGGUAUACUGACGGAACAACUUUUACCAAGAAAAUGCUCAUCAAGUAGAACACGGAAAGUUCUCAUAAGACGGUGGGGCAUGCUCUUUGAUAUGAAAUACCCCGUUAGCAACAACCGCUGAUACUUAGUACCUAUAACACGACUUUAAGGGACAAGGGAACGGGUGGCACUUAAUAUCGUGAUUCAUUGGAAGACCCUCUUCCGAUUUCUUCGAUAAAUCAUGAAUUGCAAAUCAUUUCAGCUUCAGUAGAUUCACCGCAUAUUCGCACGAUUUCGCUACAGGGGCUUUUGCAUUGCAUGAGACGUGACAGGAGCUCAAAGUUGGCCAACAACGUAUACAAUUUCUCUGAGAUUUGGCCGGAUGAGCUAAAUAUGACUCGGAUUUCAAAACACUAGUGCCUUCGGCGACGUCCAGGUCCGAAUGCAGCUGAACCGCCCUUGGCUUCCAUUGCGUCACGAUAUAACCCCGAAUGCAUGAAGUCCUUAGACAGACGAGUGCCGUGAGACUCAAUUCUGCCCAACCCGUGUAGAAACUGCAACAAGGCACAGGUCCUGUGACUCGACACGACACCACUCUCAAAGAAUCUUGCCCUCUGCCUUCUCACCGGGUAAGCAAUCACACUCUUCCUCGUCUCGCCAUUCGAAUGGCAAUUGUCCGAUUUGCUCGUAUACCAACUGACUCACAAUUCAUCUCCAAAAAAUUCAUGACCCUCGUUCUUGACUUUACGAUACUCCCUUCCUGGCCCUUAUGUACUUCUUACGUCAGCUUAGUGACGGAUUUCAGUAUGAAAUGACUCCGACCCGAAAUGGGGUGGAUGAUUCAAGUCCGCUGGCACUCCUACAUUAGCGUCAAGUACGUAAUGAAUUUCGGUACUAA
This is a messenger RNA of Marchantia polymorpha subsp. ruderalis, 4016 nucleotides long. Lineage: Eukaryota; Viridiplantae; Streptophyta; Marchantiopsida; Marchantiales; Marchantiaceae. The record is from the annotation of a GenBank genome assembly.